Molecule: messenger RNA, 1409 nt
Organism: Sebastes umbrosus (honeycomb rockfish)
Lineage: Eukaryota; Metazoa; Chordata; Actinopteri; Perciformes; Sebastidae
Gene: dtwd1
Product: DTW domain containing 1
Exons: 6
Coding region: 246-1160 (304 amino acids)
Biological process (GO): tRNA modification
Cellular component (GO): nucleus
Molecular function (GO): tRNA-uridine aminocarboxypropyltransferase activity
Source: RefSeq, a predicted model, not a curated record
UGAUUGACUAACGUUAGCGAGUGGAUAACGUGUUGCCUGCAACUCAACUACACCAACGUCUGUUUUCUCUUGUUCUUUGGUAUUAGCUAACCUCACUAGCCACCAUUGAUUUGUGUCUGCUAGCUAGUAGCCGGAGCUACAGAUGUUGAGCUAGCUAACAGAAGCUAGCUUCACUAGCAUGAAUCAGCUAUGAAUGUGGUGACCACAUACUUCAGCACUGGUCUGUCAACAUUUAAAGAGCAAGCAUGAGCAGCCUGGAUCCAGACCAGCGUCUCCAUCCUAGUUGCCGUGACAAAACAACACUCUCUAGUGAUUCAUCAGACACUCGUGAGCUUGCCAAGCAGCCUCUCCAAGGUCUAAAAUUGGCAUCACAUGCAGUGCUGGAGAAGGCGCAGGAGAGGGGCAGGUUGAAAUGCACUAAAUGUGGAGGAUCAAGGAUGUUCUUCUGCUACACAUGCUGCUCAUUACUGGGUGUCAGCCUGCAAGAAAUCCCCUUAAUCAAGCUUCCUGUAAAGAUAGAUAUCAUCAAGCAUCCCAAUGAGACAGAUGGCAAGAGCACCGCAAUCCAUGCCAAGAUCCUUGCACCCAGCGACGUCACCAUAUACACUUACCCCUGCAUACCAGACUAUGAAAAGGACAAGGUGGUGUUGGUGUUCCCUGGUCCAGAGGCCGUCUCAGUUCAAGACAUGAUGCAGCAUUUGCAUGACAUGACCGACAGCAGGUCACGUGGCUCCUCUUUUGAGCCCUGCGUAAAGAGGCUGAAAAGUGAGGAAGUUCAAGGCGCCGCACACAACGCCGAGGACCCGGAGUCAGGGACCCCAGAUGAAACAGAGGUCUCGGAGUCAAGGGUGCAUCCCCUACAGAGGGUGGUCUUCAUUGACAGCACAUGGAACCAGACCAACAAGAUCAGCACAGACGAGAGACUGCAAGAUUUGCUCCGGGUAGAGCUGAAGAUGAGGAAAACAUGUUUCUGGCGCCGCCAGAAGGGCAAACCGGACACCUACCUGGCUACCAUCGAGGCUAUUUAUUAUUUCCUCAAGGACUUCCACGAGCUUUGCCUCGCUCAGGAGUACGACGGAGAAUAUGACAACCUUCUCUUCUUCUACUCCUACCUGCACUCGGUUGUCAACAAAGCCAAGACUUCUGCUGGAAAAUGUUAAGAGGGAAAAACUGAAAUCAGCUACAAGAGACUAAUGAACUGUAGCUGAGGAGCAGAUUCUUGAGUGGUAUUUUAUUUUGUAAGGGAUACUAUUUGUUUAAGAAUAUACAAUAAAACGCAACAAGUUUACAAUUGCCAAACAUGAAUGAGGUGUGUUUUAUACAUGAGUAAAUACAAAACAUACAUAUACAGUAUAGCUCUGAAAUCUACUGUUGCAACAAACCGCUUAAUAGCAAUCUAAAAAAAAAAA